AAUCCAAAGAAGAAGUAAUAGAAGCAAAACGUGUAUCAGCUGAGUUGGCUGAUGUGAAAGCCUUAUUUUAUAGCAUACCAAUAGAUUAUUGGGAUGGAGAAUGAUAUUCUCGUAUCUCUCGAAGACUUAGGGUAUCAAGGCCCUCUGUUGGAGGAAGGAGCUCUGGAUUCUGCUGUGAGCAGGGGAGCAGCUUCACCAGAGUAUACUAAGCUCUGUGCCUGGAUCGUCUCAGAGCUUAAACUCUACUGCAAGCUGGAGGAAAAUGUCCAUGCCACAAACUGUCCGAGCGAAGCAGAGAGUUUCCAGCUGGAGAUGAGCGGUUUGCUGUCAGAGCUCGCCUGUCCAUACUCUGUCCUCAUCAGCGGAGACAUCACCCAGAGGCUUCUCAACAGGACCGACUGUCUGCUUCUCCUUACCUUUCUGGUGUCUGAGUUAGAGGCAUCGAGGAUGAUCCUGGUUAAUAAGCCUGAGAAGAAAGCUCAAGAGUCAGGAAGUCCCGCUUUCCAGGAGCUGAAGGGCAUCUGCAUGGCGCUGGGCAUGUCCAAGCCUCCAGCCAACAUCACCAUGUUCCAGUUCUUCACUGGAAUUGAGAAGAAGCUGAAAGAAGCCAUAAGUAGAGUCCCACCAAAUCAUGUAGGAGAGCCUUUGAUGAAGAAGGCCCUUGGACCUUUGCACUUGGAAAAAAUUGAAGCUAUAAACCAAGCACUUGUAAAUGAGUAUGAAGUGAGAAGAAAAAUGUUGCUGAAACGUCUCGAUGUGACAGUGCAGUCUUUUGGUUGGUCUGACAGAGCAAAGACACAUGCUGAAAAGUUGUCCAAAGUUUACCAGCCACUGCGUUCUUCCCUCGGCACCAAAAGUAAAAUCUCUGUUUCCCACCUUCUUGCUGCUCGACAAGACAUUUCCAAAAUCCUACGUACAAGCAGUGGCAAGAUAAGAGAGAAGACUGCUUGUGCCAUUAAUAAGGUCCUAAUGGGCCGAGUCCCAGACAGGGGAGGCAGACCCUGUGAGAUUGAACCUCCUCCUCCAGAGAUGCCCUCCUGGCAGAAGCGUCAGGAUGCUCCCCAAGGUGGAGGACACUAUAGUGGGAGUGGACACGGAGGGGGCAGGGGCUAUGAUCACUACUCCCAAAGUGGCCGUGGAGGAUAUGAGAGAGGAGGCGGAGGAGGACAUGGAGACAGGGGAGGCAGAGGAGGAGGUGGCAGAGGGGGGAAGGUGCAAGGAGGCUGGGGAGAUGGAGGUGGGAGAGUCGGUUACAAUCAGGGUCACUAUCAAGAUGCAGGAGGGCAUCAGGUAGGAGGAGGGAGAGGUGGUUACGGAGCAGGAGGGAACAACCAAGGAGGUUUCCAGGACCCUGGCUACCAUGGAGGAGGCGGUUACCAUGACAAUUACCACCAAGAUGGAGGCUGGCAUCAGGAAAGAGGUGGGGUUCGAGGAGGUCGGGGGGGCAGGGGAAGAGGAAGUCGAGGAGGACAAGGACAAGGAGGAGGCUGGGGAGGGAGAGGGGGUCAAAAUUUUAAUCAAGGAGGACAGUUUGAACAGUUCUUCCAACAUGGUGGGCAGCACUACAACCAAGCUGGCUUUAACCAAGGCAGACACUACACUAGUUGAAGAUACAGUGCGGGGCAUCGCAGCAGAGUCCAUUCAGAGCUUGACUGCUUAUCAUGCUGGAAUAGAUUUGAAAUGCCUUAUCAUCUGAUUUUGAAUUUUCAAGUUAACUACAACAUUAUAUGAGGAACUAGGACCUAUACACAUACGAAUGUAUAAGUAUGUACUGUAUAUACUCACUACAGGCUGUUUUGGAAUUAUUGCUUUACUACAGAAGGCAGUUGAGAUGCAGUCCUUUGCUUUUUCAUACUGGUGUGUUAAUGUUUCUCUGCCUCCUCAAUUCAAACCAGCAGCUCUGCUAUAAAUGGUUAGUCUAUUAGUUGGACUCUGCUGUUUUGACCUCAUCUUGAAACUUAGUUAGCCUUAUGUUGGAUUUUUUUUGAAAAACAUGAAAGGUUCCUAAGAUUUCAGUGUUAGUGUAUCUGUAUCUACACAUCAUUAUUACAUGAAGGGUUGAAUUUGUUAAGUUCAUUAAAUUUGAAAAUUACCAGAAAAAAAGGUAAAUUUUUCCAGUCUUCAUUUUGUUUCAAUAGAUUUGACUGGCAUCUCCUUACUUAUUUAAAAUAUAUAAUCUACUGCUCAUGGAAGAUUGUGUGCAUACAAAUAUGGAUGUUGGAAAGCUUGCAUGAAUGUGUGAAUGAGCAAUAAAACCUGAAAUGAAAGAACUUA
Messenger RNA from Morone saxatilis (striped sea-bass), 2274 nucleotides. RefSeq names its product family with sequence similarity 98 member A (gene tslig3a). The record is from RefSeq and is a predicted model, not a curated record. Gene Ontology annotation, cellular component: tRNA-splicing ligase complex. Lineage: Eukaryota; Metazoa; Chordata; Actinopteri; Moronidae. The coding region runs from base 94 to 1608 and encodes 504 amino acids. The transcript has 8 exons.